This is a messenger RNA of Cryptomeria japonica (Japanese cedar), 1033 nucleotides long. RefSeq names its product paired amphipathic helix protein Sin3-like 3. Gene Ontology annotation, cellular component: chromatin; histone deacetylase complex. NCBI's taxonomy places the organism in Eukaryota, Viridiplantae, Streptophyta, Pinopsida, Cupressales, Cupressaceae. The record is from RefSeq and is a predicted model, not a curated record. Gene Ontology annotation, biological process: negative regulation of transcription by RNA polymerase II. The coding region runs from base 1 to 684 and encodes 227 amino acids. The transcript has 5 exons. Gene Ontology annotation, molecular function: transcription corepressor activity.
AUGGAGAGAGGAAGCGAGGAGAGCUUCAUGGUGGCUGCUCAAGUGAAGCGCUCUUCUACAUCUAGAGGCGAAUCCUCUGGACGGCCAGAAAAUUUAGGAGGAAAACGGGAGUUAACAAAAGACGAUGCAUUGGCCUAUCUGAAAGCAAUGGCAGUAACGUUCAAAGACAGAAAAGAGAAACACGAUGAAUUUAUUGAAGUAUUGAAAGAUUUCAAGGCACAAAGAAUUGAUAUGACUGGUGUUAUUGCCCGUGUGAAAGAAUUAUUUAAAGGGCAUCCCAAUCUUAUUUUGGGCUUUAACACCUUUCUUCCUAAAGGUUUUGAAAUUAUACUUGCGCCUGAGGAUGAACUCCCACCCAUAAAGCAACCUGUUGACUUUGACCAAGCCAUUAAUUAUGUCAGUAAGAUCAAGACUCGGUUUCAAUAUGACGAACAAGUAUACAAAGCUUUUCUGGAAAUUUUGAAUAUGUAUCGGAAGGGAAACAAGACAAUCAGUGAAGUGUAUCAAGAGGUGGCUUCAUUGUUCAAAGACCAUCAAGAUUUAGUUGAGGAAUUUUAUUAUUUCUUACCCAAUUCCUCAAAAACAGCAUGUGUGCCACAUGCUCCAUCUUCUGCAACACAGACAGCUUUUCCUUCUCUGGAAGGGAUGAGAGAAGUCCUAGAGCAAUAUCUAGAAAGGUUCUAAGAGGCUUUCGUAGAGGAUCAGUCCUGCCUAUAUGGGUUAGUAAUGUUUGGAAUCGUAGAGCUUAAGUUACCUAGUUUGCAUUUGAUACCAAAACAAUUGAUUGGUAAUCUGCUAUUGAGACUGCUGAAAAGCAUUUAAGAAUUUAAGGGAAAGAUAUAGAUAAUUAGAUGCUGAAUAAGAAUAGGGAGGGUGGAGAGAGUCUUAUUGAGAUGAAGACUUGACUUCAAGAUAACCCCUGAGAUGUUAAUAUUGGGUUUAGAGUAAGAAUGAUUUGAUUGAAAUUGUGGGAUAAAAGGUCUUUUUCUUUUCAGAUGUUUUAACAUUUUAGAUAGAGAAUAUUUGUAAUUGA